AUGACUUCAAACAUUGCAGAAUUUUUAAAUGCAACAAACAUAGCUGCAAGAGAACUGCCCAUAACGACGAAGCUCGAAUUUCUACGUUCGCUUGUGCAAAAGUGGACUCAUGCAAAUAGAAAUUGUGCAAGAUCAUUAAAAACAGAUAUGACAAAAGUGGCUGAGGAUAUAUUGAAUGAAAGCUACAUUCGAUCUAUGAAUCUAACGGUAUGCCCUGCAAAUGACAAUAUAUAUACUGUCACUAAAACCAAAACUCCCUUCUCGGUCAAUUUGGACACACAGACAUACUGCUGCAGAAAAUUUCAAACAGAUAAAAUAAUGUGCCCGCACGCAGUUGCUGUAAUUAGGAAAUACAACAAAGAUCUUUUGUUCAAUUGUUCAAAGUACUACAUGAAGGAGACGUACGUCAACACGUACAAACACACUGUGUAUCCAGUGACGAAUAAGUCAACAUGGAAUACACCUCAAGAAGUAAAAGAUAUAAUCGUGAUGCCUCCAGAAUCAAGAACAAAAUCUGGGAGACCGAAGAAGAAACGCAUAUUGACAGGACAUGUAAAAAGGUCAAAGAAUAAAUGCACGGUUUGCAAGAAGAUGAGUCACAAUGAAAAAACAUACAGAGGAUGA
Mercurialis annua (annual mercury) is the source of this 624-nucleotide messenger RNA. RefSeq lists its product as uncharacterized. Gene Ontology annotation, molecular function: zinc ion binding. Lineage: Eukaryota; Viridiplantae; Streptophyta; Magnoliopsida; Malpighiales; Euphorbiaceae. The coding region runs from base 1 to 624 and encodes 207 amino acids. The record is from RefSeq and is a predicted model, not a curated record. The transcript has 2 exons.